AUGGCAAUAUAUCAGAAAAUAGCUGCCAAAGGUCCUCCUCCUUUUUCUCCCCCUCCUCCUCUUCCUCUUCCUCCUCCUCUUUCUCCUUCACCCUUUUCUCCUGAUCCUCCUCCUCCUACUCCUUCUCCUAAACUCCCUCCUCUUCCUCUUCUUCCACUUCAUCCUCUUCCACCUUUUCUUCCUAAGUUGGAAGGGCGCAUUUUUAGUAUUUUUACUCUGGAAGAAGUACCAGUCUUCUGUCUUACGACUUUCCAGAGAAUAUAUCCCCUAAGUGUGGUUUGGUGUACCCUUUCGUACGACAGGGAAUUUCUGCCUCUGGAAGUGCCGAAGGUGAAAAAAGGGAAGCAAAUCGAAAAAGAGCCAGCAACUGUAUUCGAACCUUGUGUAUUGCAUAUAUAA
Belonocnema kinseyi is the source of this 399-nucleotide messenger RNA. RefSeq lists its product as uncharacterized. The coding region runs from base 1 to 399 and encodes 132 amino acids. The record is from RefSeq and is a predicted model, not a curated record. NCBI's taxonomy places the organism in Eukaryota, Metazoa, Arthropoda, Insecta, Hymenoptera, Cynipidae. The transcript is spliced from 2 exons.